AUGCUUUGUUCAUUGGGGCGAGUUCCAUCUUUAUUACUCAUAGAGAAUGAAACAAUAAUUGGUCGUUCAAAUAAAUUUUGUUGUCUAUCAAAAGAAAAAUCAAUUAGUCACAAACACUGUAUAAUAACAAGAGUUACAACACCAAAUGAAAAUUCUUCUCAUUGUUUCAUUACAGACAAUUCAAUUAAUGGGACAUUUAUCAAUAGAAAAUAUCUUGGAAAAGGAGUUCAAGACGAAAUACAUUGUUUUGAUACAUUAACACUUCUUGACCCAGGACUAAAAGAGCAUAUUUCAUAUGUGUUUAUUGACAACCAGUUUAAACAAAAAGAAAUUGAAGAAGGAGGACCUUUUGAACUUUACGAAGUCAAAGGAUAUAUUGGAGAAGGGACAUUUGGAAUUGUAAGAAGAGUCAUUGAAAAAGAAACACAAGAAGAGUAUGUAAUGAAAGAAAUAACAAGAACAAAAGGGUCAGCUGAAGAGUCUGGUAGAAGAGAAAGUGAGGUACUUAGAAAAACUAAUCAUGAAAACAUUGUCAAGAUGAAAGGGGUAUUUAAAACAAACCAGUACCUCUAUAUUAUCAUGGAAUAUGUACGUGGGGGUGAAUUACUUGAUGCAUUAAAGAAAGAAAAAAGAAUGAGUGAAACAAAGAUUAAGACUAUUAUGUAUCAAAUAUUUAGUGCAUUAAAAUAUCUUCAUGAAAAUAAUAUUAUUCAUAGAGAUUUAAAGUUAGAGAAUGUAAUGCUUUGUGGAGUCAAUUUGAAAGUUAAGUUAGCCGAUUUUGGAUUUGGUAGAAUAAUAGACCAAACACAAGCAGCAAAAACACAUAUUGGAACUACAACAUAUUUUGCUCCUGAAUUAUUUAAAGAUGGAGACUAUAAUGGAACAAAAGUUGAUAUGUGGGCAGCAGGAAUUAUGAUGUAUUUUUUAGCAACAGGAAAACAUCCUUUUGAACAAUUAGUUACUUUUGAUAAAUUAAAUUGUAAAUGGAGUGAUUUUAUGAAAAGAGUAAUUUCUGGCAAACGAGAUGAUUGUGUAGAAUUUAAGAAGUGCUCUCCUGAAUUCCAAGAUUUGGUUAAUGGUUUAUUAGAAAUGGAUCAAAAAAAAAGACUCAAUGCUCAGCAAUGCUUAUGUCAUGAAUUUUUCAUAUCAAGAAAACUAUUAAAAAUUUGUACUAAUACCAAUGAACUAGAACAAAGAAAAAUGAACUAA
Messenger RNA from Entamoeba dispar SAW760, 1209 nucleotides. RefSeq names its product serine/threonine protein kinase Chk2, putative. Gene Ontology annotation, cellular component: nucleus; cytoplasm. Lineage: Eukaryota; Evosea; Mastigamoebida; Endamoebidae. The record is from RefSeq and is a predicted model, not a curated record. Gene Ontology annotation, molecular function: ATP binding; protein binding; protein serine/threonine kinase activity. Bases 1 to 1209 code for a protein of 402 amino acids. The transcript has a single exon. Gene Ontology annotation, biological process: mitotic DNA damage checkpoint signaling; protein phosphorylation.